Messenger RNA from Drosophila ananassae, 3056 nucleotides. Its product is annotated as zinc finger protein 626. Lineage: Eukaryota; Metazoa; Arthropoda; Insecta; Diptera; Drosophilidae. Gene Ontology annotation, biological process: regulation of transcription by RNA polymerase II. The coding region runs from base 325 to 1932 and encodes 535 amino acids. Gene Ontology annotation, cellular component: PcG protein complex; nucleus; transcription regulator complex. The record is from RefSeq and is a predicted model, not a curated record. The transcript has a single exon. Gene Ontology annotation, molecular function: DNA-binding transcription factor activity, RNA polymerase II-specific; RNA polymerase II cis-regulatory region sequence-specific DNA binding; zinc ion binding.
AUCUGUCACAAUUAUACCAAACACAACUUGUAAAAACUAUUGAAUUUGCAACUCCUUUAAAAGCAACAUCACAUUGUACAAAAAAAUAAAACUUAUCAAGCCAAAAAAUUAAAUAUAUCCUAAGCAAUGAGCUUUUGAAUCUUGCGCAAACAGUGACUUUUCGUGACUUCGUGCGUCUUUGAGUUUGCGUGAGUGGCCACGGAACAGCCACGGAAUAUUUGCCCAUCCCUAGCGCGACCAAUAGAACAGAAAUUUGUGUUUUUGUGAAAAUUGGCUUUGGACCUGCUAGAGCUUCAGCGCCAGGUGUAAAUUCCGCUGAGAGGGAUGUCCGGAAAGCUGGAGCAGCGGUUGGUCGACACGGGCACCGCCUGUCUGGUCUGCCUCAGGGACGAGCCGCUGGAUACCUGUUCGAUCUAUGGGCGCGACACUGAGCCACCGCAUCUGCGGAUCGUGGACAAGAUUCGGAGCUGCACCAGCCUCCAGCUGGGGGAGAACUUGACCACCUGGCCGGACAAGAUCUGCCGCCAAUGCCACAUGGAGCUGACGGUAACCUAUCGCUUCCGCGAAAAGUGCGCCGCUGUGGAGGUGCUGCGUCAGGAGCGGCAGCUCAAAAUGAACUUGGAGCAGCACCAUCUGCGGCUGCCCCGGACGCUGAAGAUCGAGCGCGUAGGACUAGACCUGGAGCCAGGCUCUUCCGUCAGUGGCGCCGCCACCCUAACGGAGGUAAUUCAGGCGGUGGACGACGAGCCGCCGUACUCCUUCCAGGACGAAGGCGGGGACAUCAGCCUACUGCCGGACUCUUCCGGAGCUCUCGUUUUGUCCCUCAACGCGUCCCUCGACUCCACCGAUUUGGUCAAACAGGAAUCGAGGGAUAAAACGUGCUCCGAGGGAGAAGAGGACAAGAUGCUGGCGCUCCCGCCGUGGGACGAGGAUCACACGCCGGAGCACCUGUACGAGAUCGAGACGCAGCUGGAGAGCUUGGUGGGCAGCCCGACGUUGGACCAGCCGCCUGCCCCACCGCCGUCGAAUACACCGCGGAAGCGACCCUACCGUCGGGUUACUCCCGUCAAGUAUGCCGACUACCAGCCCGGAUCCUCCAUUGCGGCCGUGCCAUCCACGAAGCGCCGGCAUACCGAGCGCUCGCCAAAGAUAUGUGAUGUGUGCGGGAACACGUACAAGUACCAGCACGCCCUAAACGCCCAUAUGCGGCGGCACAACAACGAUCGUCCGUAUCCGUGCGAGGUGUGCCAGAAGGCGUUCAUUUCGAACGUGGAGCUACGCCGUCACAUGCGCGUCCACACCGGCCAGAAGCCGUACAGCUGCCGGUUCUGCGAUCGCAGCUUCUCCGACUUCGGCAGCAGCAAGAAGCACGAACGCAUCCACACCGGGGAGCGUCCGUAUGUGUGCGAGGUGUGCCAGAAGGGAUUCGCCUACGCCCACGUCCUCUCCGUCCACCGGCGCACGCACACCGGCAAGAAGCAGUUCCAGUGCCCCCACUGCGUCAAGGGCUUCACCAAGAAGAGCUAUCUGGCGGCCCACAUGGCGCAGCACGGCGGAUCGCUGGCCGAUGAAACCGGGCCGGGGACUAAGAGCAAUACCUUGGGUAGCACCAACAAUGUGCGUCCGAACGGGCGCAAAGAGACUUUCAUCCUGGACUCGGUCGUCCUGGGGGAUCAGAGCAAGGUCCUAGAGGAGUGCAUCGUCACCAAUGACUUCAUGUUCAAGGACCAGGACCCGGGAGCCGAUGACUCGCGCGAGGAGGAUGCCGAGAACUGCGAGGCGAGCGACCAUCAGAACGGCCAGCCAGUGCUGGAGCAUCAUCGUUCGUCGUAUCCGGGUGCGGAUUUCGUUGACGUGGACGGGUAUCAGGGCGUGGGCGAUCUGCUGGACGGCGGGGAGUUUGUCGACGAUGCCAAGUAUCUGAUCGACUAGUACGAGUGCCGUCUGCUGCCGCUAUCCGAGUAUUAGCCAGUCCAUCCUGGAGUCACUAAACCACCCCCACCCACCCCUAGACCCGGCAGUUAGUCCGGCAGUUAGUAACUAACUAGCUUUAAGUCUAUCGCUACUGUAUUAGGUGUACAAAUAAAUAAACUGAGAACGUAUGCAAUAAGUAACUAUUAAUGUGGUUUUGUCAAUUUUUUGUAUUUUCCAUCGAAGGGAUCUUUCUGUUUUUCUGUUUUAGUUUUUAAUUUGUAAAUAUGUAUAUAUACUCUUGUAAUUAGCGAUUAGUCAUUAACUAUUUAAAAUAUAAAUAUAUAUUGUAUAAAACAUAUAUCUCUUAAGAUCCGAGACUAAUAUUCUCUCUAGAUUGUUUUAUUUUCUUUUUAAUUAUUAAUUAUUCUUAGAAUUUCUGAAAUUCCUUAGAAAAAACAUAAGUUUUAGUUUAUUUUUUUAACAUUGAAAAUUUAAUAGUAUUAUUUUUAAAUAUAUAUAUAUAGAAAUUCUUAAAGAAAACUUUACAACCUAGUUGAGACAUUCAGAUUUACGCUUCAUUAGCUCAUAUUUUUUGCCACAUGAUUGGUUUUUUUUUAAAGAAACUUUACAAUAUUAUGUUUGGCAGACAAUUAUAUAAUAACCACGUCCCAAGACUCUCCAAAAAAAAAAUACAUUCUUCUCGAAGCAAUCUGUGUAAACAAGAGCCGGGAAAGAUGGCCCAAAGCGGUCUUAGUUCUGCCACGAAUUCCAAAAAUUAUUGUUUUCGGCAAAUGCGGAACAACUGUGCAAACGGCGGGCACAGUGGACACCCAGUAAGACAGCCGCUUCUAAAUUCUAGCUAGUUUAUUGGAUGCUCGGGUUAGUCAAGUAUCAAGUUUCUCUCUCUUAUAUAUGGAACUGGGGGGGGACGGGCAAUUGUUCUAGGGUGAGUGCGUCGUAGCCGGUGGCCACUGUACUGGGCACCAGCCAUCGGCCACCGGCUUCUUCGAUUCUGUGGCCACGUUCUCGAACCGGUUUUGCCGAACCGGACAACUAACUGGAGCUGGGAGAACUACGGCGAGGUCAACGCUUCUUCGGGUCGGGUGAGGGUUCGGGAUGGAAACAAAAAAAAAAUCAAAUUC